AUAUAGUACUAGUUGCUUUCAAGUUUACAAGAAUUUGCUUCCAUCAUCUUUGUAAUUAUCAAUUAUUAUAAAACUGUUUAUUUGCAUUUAAACAUGAAAAAAAAAAAAAAAACAAUUUUUGCCGGCUGCUUAGCUUAACUAUUAGUCCUAUAUUUCCAUUUCAAUAAAUACCUUACAAGUCAAAAUGGACUUUGGUUUAAUUAUACUCUUCAAUAAACAUUCAACAAAGAUAUAUAUAUGGUUUCUUGAUUUUUCUGUUGAUACAUAUAGAGAGAGAGAGAGAGUUUGUUGGUUCUUCUAGAAUAGGUUUUUGUGUUUUUCUUCUUUGUGUGGGAUUGGAAAAAUUGGAUUUUUGAGCUGACCCAAAUAAGUUUCUAGAUUUUUCUGUUGAUAUAUAUAUUCCCUCCAUUUUAAAUUUUCUAAUUUAAUUUCUCAUUUUACUUGUAUUUUUUCAUUAAUCUAGAGAUAAUUUUUUUUUCAUAUUUUACUCUUUGAAUUAAUUACUUUUUCUUCAAAUUAAAAUAUAAACAUCAAUAAAUUUGGGACAGAGGGAGUAUUAUAUAUAUAUAUGGUUUGUUGGUUCUUCUAGAAAAGGGUUUUUGUGUUUUUAUUCUUUGUGGGGUUGGAAAAAUUGGAUUUUUGAGCUGACCCAAGUAGGUUUCUUGAUUAGUCUGUUGAUAAAUAUGGAUUUUUCUAGUAAAAAACACUAGUUGAUUCUUUUCAUAUAUCCUAGCUUUGGGUGGAUAGAAUUACGUAUACCUAUUACUGUUGCUGGUGAGAGGUGUGAGGUGUGGAAUUAAUCGAUAGAGUUACCUAGUUACCUAGUACCUGAUGAUGUUGUUGGUGAGAGGUGAGGAAUUAGUCGAUAGAGUUACCUAGUACCUAUUAAUGUUGAUGGGAGGUGUGGAACUAGUCGAUAGAUAGAGUUACCUGGUACCGAUUGUUGUUGGUGGUGAGAGAUGUGAGGUGUGGAAUUAUUCGAUUGAAUUACCAGGUACCUAUUGUUGUCGCAGGUGAGAGGUGUGAAAUUAUUCGAGGUGCGCAAAAGAUGGUCCAGACACCAAGGUUAUUUAAAAAAGGGUUGUUUUUUUUGGUGGCUUUUAGAGAAGGCUUUUGUGUUUUUCUUCUUUGUGGGAUUGGAAAAAUUGGAUUUUUAAGCUGAUCUAGAUAAGUUUCUUGAGUACUCUAUUGAUAAAUAUGGAUUUUUUGUGCUUUUAGAGUAAGGUUUUUGGGUUUUUCUGAUUCUUGGGGUUGAAAAGAAAGGUUUUUUAAGCUGACACUGACAAGUUUCUUCAUUUAUCUGUUGAUAAAUAUUGGAUUUUGUGGCUUUUAGAGAAGGUUAUUGUAUUUUUCCUCUAGGUGAUUCUUCCUAUUUGUCCUAACUUUGGUGGACAGAGUCAAUCGAUAUCUCUGGUGGGAGGUAUCCCGUGGAUUUAAUCGAGUUGUGCGAAAGCUGACCUUGACACCACGAUUAUUAAAAAAAAAAAGGACUUUUUAAGCUGACACAGAUAAGUUUCUUGAUUUCUCUGUUGAUGAAUAUGGCUUUUUGUGCAUUUAGAAAAAGUUUUAAACUUUUCAAAUGGUGGGUUUUCCUCAGACCCUUUUCGGUUAUGUUGGUUGUAGUUGUAAUGGUGGGAGUUUUACUAUUAGUACAAACAAAAAUGAAGGAUUUUAGACAUAAAAAUGGAAUUUUUGUUCAGUUUGAUGUUCAAGAGAAAGUGGGAAUGGAGAAUCUUGAACCAAUGAAGGUGCAAAAUGGGUCUACUGAAGCUGAAAUUUUGUCAACUAGUGUUAGUCCUUAUCAUGAUUGGGAGUUAUUUGCUGCUAAUUAUGAAGAAAUGAUGAAAAAACUUAAGAUAUUUGUGUAUCCUGAUGCAUUUAUGAGCAACAAUUCUUCGAUUUUUUCGAGUAUUUUCCUUCCUCAUACAGACCCCUUUGAUCCAAAGUUAGGAAAUUACUUUAGUGAACACAUGUUCAAGAUUGCUCUUUUGGGUAGUUCUUUUGUUACUAAGAAACCAGAAGAGGCUCAUUUUUACUUCAUGCCCUUCUCGAUCAACGUUAUGAGAAAUCACCCUCGCGUGCAUUCUGCCUCGGCGAUUAAAGAUUUUGUUGCUGGAUAUACUGAUAGAGUUAGAUCAGAGUUCGAAUUUUGGAAUGCAUCUGGUGGUGCUGAUCAUUUUUAUGUGUACUGUCAUUCCAUCGGUCGAGAUGCUGCCUCUAAGCAUCACGAAUUGCAUCAUAACUCAAUUCAGGUUACUUGCUCGUCGAGCUACUUUCAGAGGCUAUACAUUGCCCACAAAGAUAUUGGCCUGCCCCAAGUUUGGCCUCGCCAACACGAGGAAGUGUUGAACCCUCCAGAUGCGAGAUACAAGCUCGUCUUCUUUGCUGGUCGUGUCCAAAAUUCACUUGCAAGACGAUAUUUAUUGGAGCAAUGGAAGAACGAUAGCUCCUUCGAUAUAUUCUCCGGAAGUUCAUCUUUCCCUUACAGGGAAGGAUUUCGGAGAAGUAGAUACUGUCUCCACAUCAAAGGUUACGAGGUAAAUACAGCUAGAGUCAGUGAUGCAAUUCAGCAUGGCUGUGUCCCUGUACUAAUUUCGAACUACUAUGAUCUUCCAUUAGCCAACAUAUUAGACUGGAGCAAGUUCUCAGUUAUUGUUAAUGAAAGAGAUAUUCGACACCUAAAGAAGAUACUGCUCUCGGUCCCUGUACGAACGUACCUCAACAUGUAUAAGAAUCUAGGUAUCGUUAGAAGGCACUUCGCGUGGUAUAGUAGCCCGAAAACUUAUGAUUCAUUCCAUAUGACAGUUUACCAGCUUUGGUACAGAAGGGGACUACAUCCAGUCACUUGGUGAUAUCUCGGUAUCUAACUUCACCUUAGCUGACAUCUAGCCGUGGGCUAUGUGAGUUGGCGAGCUUAAAUGGAACGACGUGGUCAGUGAGGAUUCAUAUAGUCGAGCUCAACAUGUUAGAAGUUAUGGCAAUGGUGUUUGUAUUUUUUUCACAUUUAUUAGAUCACUCUCAAAUUUGUUUUUGUUUUUUUUUUUACCUUCAUGGUGUCUGUAUUUUUUUUUCCCAUUUAUUAGAUUUAAUUAAUAAUGCAAGGGCUAGAAAGCUUUGACAUCCUCUUGUAUAUA
Molecule: messenger RNA, 3134 nt
Organism: Capsicum annuum
Lineage: Eukaryota; Viridiplantae; Streptophyta; Magnoliopsida; Solanales; Solanaceae
Product: probable glycosyltransferase At5g03795
Exons: 2
Coding region: 1533-2852 (439 amino acids)
Molecular function (GO): glycosyltransferase activity
Source: RefSeq, a predicted model, not a curated record